AACCUCGCCAUUGAUUCUUUGAAAAAUACCUAUCGCCGCCUCUCCAUUUCUUAAUUUUCUUCUCUCUCCAUGUUUGAAUGCUGAUUUUUCUUCUUUCGAUCGUCUUCCUCGUCCAAUUCCAGUUAAGAUUUUACCAACCUAAAAAUCUCUUACAGACUGUUCAAUCCCAGAGAAGCGAAUCGAUUUGAGCCAAAUCGAAGAUGGGGAAAGGAUUGCUUGAUCUAGAGAAGCAAUUCUCCUUCUACGGUGCGUAUCACAGCAACCCGGUGAACGUUCUCCUCCACAUCAUAUUCGUUUGGCCCAUCUUUUUCACCUCCCUCAUCCUAUUCUAUUUCACCCCUCCUCUUUUUCAUCUGCCGGUCUUCGGUGGCCUCGACCUCAACUUCGCCUUCAUCUCCGUUGUCUUCUAUUCCCUCUUCUACGUCGCACUCGACAAGAAGGCCGGAUCGCUCGCCGCUCUCCUUUGCUUCCUCUGCUGGUUCGGAAGCCAAGCCCUCGCUGCUGCUCUCAGCUUCUCUCUCGCCUGGAAG
Phalaenopsis equestris is the source of this 530-nucleotide messenger RNA. RefSeq lists its product as uncharacterized. Gene Ontology annotation, cellular component: endoplasmic reticulum. NCBI's taxonomy places the organism in Eukaryota, Viridiplantae, Streptophyta, Magnoliopsida, Asparagales, Orchidaceae. Gene Ontology annotation, biological process: sphingoid catabolic process. The record is from RefSeq and is a predicted model, not a curated record.